CAGAAAAAUGUAAAUGAAUUAUUAUCUAACCCUAACCGAAAAUGAAUUCUCAGUCGCCCGUAUAGUAAAUUGCAGUGACUACUUGGUGCAAAGUUCAUCGGGUUUCCUUCUCGAAGGAGAGCGCAGGUCGCUGAAAACCACGCUGCGCAUGUGUCAUCGAUUCGUGAUCGUGUCGUUUGCACCGCGGAAAUGCAACGCGAACGUUUCAUUGUAAAAUAUAUUACGGCGAAUAGCUGCUUCGCACAUCUGUCUGCUACCUGGAUGCGCCGUUUGGAAGCUGAGGAAAACGCGAUCGAAAUAUUACACAGAGGGAGACUGUAUUAUCUCUCUUGCGUUCCUCGCGUUAAUAACGACGAGACAUUAUGUAUUGGAGCAACAUUUGCGAGGUGUUUGAACAUCGAAGAAGGAGACGAAGUACUCGUGUCUUCAGUGAAAAAUGUACCUUCGUUAAGUAGCAUUAAAAUCGCUCCUCUCACGACGAGCGAUCGCGAGCUUCUGGAAUUGCAAAUGGAAAGGGUGCAAUCGAAUCUCUUGAGUCAAGUGAGAAUCGUCGCGAAAGGGCAGCCGAUUGUGGCGUGGAUCUCAAAGUUCUCUUCUGUAACUUUUAUCGCGGAAGAUUCAGAGCCAAAAUUUGCAUAUGGAUUGCUCCAACAAUUCACAGAAGUGCAUGUACUUGAUGCAGUCCCGAAUGCAACAAUCAAGGGGAAAAAAGAGAUGAGCAAGAUAGGCAAUAAUUCUUUAGCUAAAAUCUUGCCUUAUUUUUUCAACAAAAAGGAUCAAUGUGAUUCAAGAAAUAACGCUGCGAAUUAUGCAUUAUUGCAAAGUUUUCGCAAAAAGAGCGCACCUCGCGCAUUUCGUAUUUAUCCUUUGCCGGAGUUCCGGUCCUUUGAUCAUUCGAACGUUUACGAUAUGAUCCUGCGAUGUCCCUGUAAUAUUCUGAUUUCAAGGAGCCACUUGCCGAAAAACGCAAAGUCAACGAAUGGAACAAUUAUGUGUAAAAUAAAAAAAAUACCGGAAGACUGGCAGCAAGUUAGCGUCACUAGCACAAAUUUUCUGAAGGACGAAAGUCCUUCCCCAUUCCCGAAAUCUCCACAAGAGCUUGUCACGAUAAUUUACGUUCUCGAAGACAUUUUAGAAAAGUGUUCUGCGUCGUUAGACAGGGAGUAUUUCCAAUUAAAUUCGAUUCAUUCUUGCGCCUAUCUGUCGGAAAGUUUGAGGAUCACCUUGAAAUUGAAAGUAGGAAGUAGAAUGAUGAUGGAGAUGAUUGAGGAGACCGAACGAUCGCAGCCGUCGUCGGUGGACAUUUUUCCUUCCGAUCAUUCGAUGACGGCGGAGGUUUUCGAGAAUUACGUGAAAUUUCACUCAAAACACGAGGCACUUUUGCUCAAUUCGUCUUCGACAAUUUUGCUCGACGACGAGAGACGAUGUGUUGUGCGAAUGUCACCCGCGAAUUGCGAUUACGUAACGUUAGACGAGAAAAAUAUGAAGAACCUGGUGGUCCACGUUCGAUCUGUAUUGAAUUCGGACGGUGAAAUUUCAGAAAAUUGUACCAAAGAAAAAUUCAAGCUGGAAAGAAUUUCCACGAGAUUUAUAAAGGGUAUCCUUGAAGAUUGCGAGAUCACGCUCGAUCUAAGUUUGGGCUUGAGGAGACCAGUGUACUUCCGGCACGAUCGGGAGAAUAUUUUGAUCUGCGGCGAUUUGGGUUCCGGUAAAACGACUAUUUGCAAAAUGCUAAUUGAGCGUUAUCGCGAAGCGCCGUGUUUCGCACAUACGCAUAUGAUUGAUUGCAGGUCGCUGAAAGGUAAGAAAGUGGAGACAUUGCAGAAAAUGAUCACGUCCGCUAUGAAUGAAUGCGUGUAUUAUCAACCAUCCAUACUGUUUUUGGACGAUUUGGAGUGUAUUACCAAUGCGUCAUUAAAUGACGAGGAGAAUACAAUCGACGCGACAAAUGCUUCCAGGAUCACCGAUAUGCUGCAUAAUAUUGUCAUGCAAUAUCAGCAAUCGCAUUAUAUUUCGGUCGUCUCUACCUGUGCAAAUGUGAACAAGAUCGGCUCGAAAUUACGACCGAUGAGAGGAGCGCAAUUUUUUAAGACAAUCUUGCAGAUUCCUAAUCUCGAGCAGGUGGAUAGAAUCGAUAUUUUGCGAUUAACACUCGACGAGGACAAGUUGUGCGUGCCCGGAGACAUAAAUUGGAAUUACUAUGGAAACAAGACCGAGGGCUGGAUGCCUCAGGAUCUCGUCGAUUUAGCAGAGAAGACGAGAUUCGUCACGUGGAAGCGUCACGCGACAGGCGAAACGAAACCACCGAUCAUCGUGACGGAAGAAGACAUGAACAGCGCAUUAGAGAAUUGCACACCGAUGUCCCUGCAGGAUGUGCAAUUAUACAAGAGCGGUGGUCAUUCUUGGUCCGACAUUGGCGGCCUGGCAGACACGAAGAGCUCUCUCACGGAAAUUCUGCAGUGGCCGCUCACGUAUCCGGACGUCUUCAAGAACGCUCCGAUAAAACUGCAAAGCGGUGUUUUGCUCUACGGAAUGCCCGGUACCGGGAAGACGAUGCUAGCUAAAGCAAUCGCUGGCGAAUGCGGCGUGAAUCUAAUUAGUAUUAAGGGCCCGGAAUUGCUGUCGAAGUAUAUAGGUGUCAGUGAAGAAUCCGUGAGAAAUGUGUUCGAAAGAGCUCGUCGCGCCAAGCCAUGUGUUUUAUUCUUCGACGAAUUCGACAGUCUCGCACCUAGACGCGGACACGACAGUACCGGAGUCACUGAUCGGGUGGUGAACCAGCUGUUAACCCAACUUGACGGGGUUGAAGAUCGCGAAGGGGUAGCUGUCGUGGCAGCGUCUUCAAGGCCCGACUUGCUGGACCCGGCACUUUUGAGACCGGGACGCCUCGACAAGUGUUUACACUGUCCUUUACCGGACGCGGUGGAAAGAGAGGCGAUCUUCGAGGUUCUGUGCGAUUCUCAAAACAUAGACAAGACGAAGUUGAACCUGAAGGAACUCUCCGAUCUUUCCGAAGGAUUUACCGGGGCUGACGUCAACGCGGCGAUUACUCUGGCGAGAUUGUCAGCGUUCGAGGAUGCUUUGGCAAUCGCGACCGAUGGUAAAGUCGGUGCAACUGACAUCAAAGUCACGCAAACGCAUCUCGUCAAGUCCGUCAAAUCGACGAAGCCAUCCCUAUCUAUCGCGGAGAAAUUUAAAUACGCCAAAAUUUACACCAGAUUUUCCAGAGGUGAUAACUUCGCAGAGGACGUGCUAAGGAAUCAGAAGGCCACCCUAGCUUAAUCGAAGAAGUCGAUUAGAUUUUUUUUUUUUUCAAAUAAAGCCAAAACUAUACAAAAAAAAAAAAUACUUUUAUAUUAAAAAGUGUAAUCAGGGAAAAUGAUGAUUUUAAUGAAACUUUGCGGACGUAAGGAAAAUAAAAAAAAUUCCAAAGUCA
Molecule: messenger RNA, 3433 nt
Organism: Nylanderia fulva
Lineage: Eukaryota; Metazoa; Arthropoda; Insecta; Hymenoptera; Formicidae
Gene: Pex1
Product: peroxisomal biogenesis factor 1
Biological process (GO): protein import into peroxisome matrix
Cellular component (GO): peroxisomal membrane; cytosol; peroxisome
Molecular function (GO): ATP binding; ATP hydrolysis activity
Source: RefSeq, a predicted model, not a curated record